AUGGGUUUGCUUGAAGCAUCACAAAGGUGGCAUGCAAAAUGGUUUUCUGGAAAGGUUCUCAUUGCUGUGCUUCUUCUUGUCACGGUCUCCGCCGAGAACAGCAGCUCACAGUCCAAUGACACUGUAGGGGUUGAUACCAAUGCUAAAAGUAUGAAAUUUGGAUGGAGAAUAAUAGUAGGAAGCAUAGUUGGAUUCCUAGGAUCAGCAUUUGGGAAUAUUGGAGGUAUUGGUGGGGGUGGCAUCUUUGUGCCCAUGCUUACUCUCAUAAUUGGAUUUGAUACAAAAUCUGCAAUAGCAAUAUCAAAAUUCAUGAUUACUGGUGGAGCAACAGCAACAGUUUUCUACAAUUUGAGUCAGAGACACCCUACACUUGAUUUGCCCGUGAUUGAUUAUGACUUAGCACUUCUCUUCCAACCAAUGUUGAUGCUUGGAAUCAGCAUUGGAGUUGACUUCAAUGUCAUUUUUCCUGAGUGGAUGCUAACAGUUUUGCUAAUAAUACUUUUUGUUGGCCUUUCAAUCAAAUCCUUCCUUAAGGGUGUUGAGACAUGGAAGCAAGAAACCAUUAUGAAGAAGGAAGCCAGGAAGAAUUCAAGGAUUGAUGGUGAGUGGUUUAAUACUAUUUCUAUUCUACAUUUCUGUAUAUAUAAGUGUUUAUCAGAAAUGUUAUGCUAUUUUUUAAUCUUUUCAGAUAUUGCAACUGCUAAAGAUGCUGCACAUUAUAUUCAAACAGAAGACCCUGUCAAAGAAGAUACUAAGGAACUAAAGAAAAAAGUUUCGAUGGUUGACAACAUUCGUUGGAAGGACCUUGGACAUCUUUUCGCUGUCUGGAUCAUGAUACUUGCGUUAGAGAUUGGAAAAAAUUACACAAUAACUUGCUCUGGAUCAUAUUGGGCAGUGAAUCUACUCCAGAUCCCAAUAGCUGUAGGAAUGAGUUCAUACCAGGCCAUGAGACUAUACAAAGGGAAGAGAAGCAUAGCGUCAAAGGGAGAUAAACAACCACGUUGGAGAGUGUGGCAGUUAAUUCUAUUCUGUUGUUGUGGAACACUUGCUGGCACACUUGCCGGUUUGUUAGGCCUUGGUGGAGGAUUCAUCUUGGCACCCCUUUUCCUUGGAAUUGGAAUCCCUCCUCAGGUGGCAAGUGCUACGUCCAUUUUGGCAAUGGCAUUUUCUGCAUCUAUGGCUGUGGUGGAAUAUUACCUUCUCAAACGUUUCCCCAUUCAUUAUGGUAUGUAUGCACGAAUGAAUGAACAUGUGCUUAGUACUAGAUAA
Messenger RNA from Vigna umbellata (rice bean), 1269 nucleotides. NCBI's taxonomy places the organism in Eukaryota, Viridiplantae, Streptophyta, Magnoliopsida, Fabales, Fabaceae. The record is from RefSeq and is a predicted model, not a curated record.